AUGGUUCAUUUGGCGGUGCAUCUUGUUAGAGAAGUAAAACUAUGUGGGCCUGUAUGUUUUCAUUGGAUGUAUCCAUUUGAAAGAUUGAUGAAAGUUUACAAAGGUUAUGUUAGAAAUCGAAAUCGUCCAGAGGGUUGUAUAGUUGAGGCUUACAUAGCAGAAGAAGCGGUUGAAUUUUGUACUGAGUAUAUUACUGAUGCAGAAGCGAUUGGUAUUCGCAGAAAGACAAUGAGUGAAGAUGUUAUUGGAAGAGGCAUCAAAAAUGGAAGGCUCACCUUAAUCAAAAAAGAAGACUGGGAUGUUGCUCAUCGAAAUGUUCUAGAGAAUACAAUUGAAGUUCAAGCUUACAUAGAAGAACACUUGGAAUAUCUUCAUCGUGAGAAUCGAAGUAAAUCAAGAAAGUGGAUUCAAGAUUACCACCAUCGAACUUUUCAUCAAUGGUUUCGUGAUAGGAUUCAAUCUGAAUUGAGUAUGGAGUUUCACAAAGUAUCUGAAAACUUAAGAUGGAUUUCAUUAGGUCCGACUACAAUGGCAAUUAAGCAUGAUGGAUUUGUCGUAAAUGGUUAUAGAUUUAGUACAAAAGCUCGUGAUGAUGUUAGAGUGACACAAAAUAGCGGUGUAUGUAUUGUUGCAAAAACUCUUCAAUUUGCUUCAGCUCGUGAUAAGAAACCAUUUUAUGGAGAUAUGAAAUUUUAUGGAGUCAUUGAAGAAAUAUGGGAGCUUGAUUAUCGUGAUUUUAGGAUGGCAAUGUUCAAAUGUAAUUGGGUAGAAGACAAGUAUGUUAUAUCAGAUGAGUUAGGAUGUACUUUAGUGGAUCUCAAUAAAAUAAGCCAUAAGGAAGAAUCAUUUAUAUUAGCAAGUCAAGCAAAACAAGUAUUCUAUAUUCAAGAUCCAUCAGAUUCAAGAUGGUCAAUUGUACUUGCAUCACAACCAAAAUUCAUAGGUGAUGAUGAUGAUGAUGAUGAUGAUGAUUAUGAGAUUGGCGAACUUCAAACUUUUGAGAAAGAAAUUGGAGAUAUCAAUGAAUUUGAGGGAAUUGAAUCAAUAGUUGGACCAUAUGUUCGAAGAGAUUGUGAUGGAAUUUGGAUUGUAAGUUUGAUCAUGGACCAUCAUGAAGAGCACCCCGAAGAGGAACUUGAAGACAAUGCAGACGAAGGUAUCAAUUUAGAAGAGGCUUGUAAUGAAGAUCUUACAACAAAGAAGAAGAAAAGUAGGUAG
Molecule: messenger RNA, 1218 nt
Organism: Humulus lupulus (European hop)
Lineage: Eukaryota; Viridiplantae; Streptophyta; Magnoliopsida; Rosales; Cannabaceae
Exons: 4
Coding region: 1-1218 (405 amino acids)
Source: RefSeq, a predicted model, not a curated record